Miniopterus natalensis is the source of this 5917-nucleotide messenger RNA. Lineage: Eukaryota; Metazoa; Chordata; Mammalia; Chiroptera; Miniopteridae. The record is from RefSeq and is a predicted model, not a curated record.
AUGGUGGAGGAAGCCCAGAUCAUCCACAGCGGCCACUUCAUGGUGUCGUCGCCGCACCGCGAGCACCCGCCCAAGAAGGGCUACGAUUUCGACACGGUCAACAAGCAGACGUGCCAGACCUACAGCUUCGGCAAGACCAGCUCCUGCCACCUGUCCAUCGACGCCUCGCUCACCAAGCUCUUCGAGUGCAUGACCCUGGCCUACAGUGGGAAGUUGGUGUCUCCAAAGUGGAAGAAUUUCAAAGGCCUGAAGCUCCAGUGGAGAGACAAGAUCCGGCUCAACAACGCCAUCUGGCGGGCGUGGUACAUGCAGUAUUUGGAGAAGCGCAAGAAUCCUGUGUGCCACUUUGUCACUCCGCUGGACGGCUCUGUGGAAGUCGAUGAGCAUCGCCGGCCAGAGGCCAUCACCACAGAAGGGAAGUACUGGAAAAGCCGCAUUGAGAUUGUGAUCCGGGAGUAUCACAAGUGGAGAACCUACUUCAAGAAAAGGUUACAGCAGCACAAGGAUGAGGACCUCUCCAGCCUGGCCCAGGAUGAUGACAUGCUUUAUUGGCACAAACACCGGGAUGGAUGGAAGACUCCAGUCCCAAUGGAGGAGGACCAGCUGCUGGAUACAGACAUGCUCAUGUCAGAAUUCAGCGACACACUCUUUUCCACCCUCUCCUCACACCCACCGGUGGCUUGGCCCAACCCACGGGAAAUAGCACAUCUGGGAAACGCAGAUAUGAUUCAGCCAGGGCUGAUUCCUUUGCAGCCCAAUCUGGACUUCAUGGACACUUUUGAACCUUUCCAGGACCUCUUCCCUUCCAGCCGCUCCAUUUUUGGCUCCAUGCUGCCUGCACCUGCCUCAGUAUCUGCACCAGAUCCCAACAGCCCACCUGCUCAGGAGAGCAUCCUGUCCACCACCUCUCUUCCCACCGUGAGCCUCCCUGACAGCCUCAUCGCGUCCCCUGCAGCCACCGCCCUGGACCCCACAGAUAGGCCCAGCUGUGAAGGCGCUUCUCAGUCUGAGGACUCUUUUAUCCAGCCCGCAGACUUUGGUCCCUCUGCGCCCCCACUGAGUGUCCCACAGCCUUUCCUCCCUGUGUUCACGGUGCCUGUGCUCUCUCCCAGCCCUGCCCCAACGCCGGCUCCGCCUGCUAUGCCGUUAGUCCCUCCUCCUGCCACCACCCUGAACCCUGCAACCCCAACUGCCUUCCUGCAGCCACAGAAGUUUGCUGGAACCAACAAAUCCCCUGCUGUCAUUACCCACACGGCUUCUACCACCCCCACACAUGAUGCCUCUGCCACCACCUUCAGCCAGAGCCAGGGCCUUGUCAUCACCACUCGCCACCCCACCCCCUCAGCAUCCCCCUGUGGCCUGGCACUGUCUUCAGCCACCCAGCAACCAGCUGUUGGGCCUCCCCAACCCCGUUUAACUUUUGUGCAUCCCAAAUCUGUAUCCUUGACUGGAGGAAGGCCCAAGCAGCCCCCCAAAAUAGUGCCUGCUCCCAAACCGGAGCCCGUGUCCUUGGUAUUGAAGAAUGCUUGCAUUGCCCCAGCUGCCUUUUCAGGACAACCACAAGCAGUGAUCAUGACAGGCCCUCUGAAGAGAGAAGGGAUGUUGGCUUCUACCGUGUCCCAGUCCAAUGUGGUCAUCACGCCUGCUCCCAUCGCCAGGGCUCCUGGAGUCACAGAGUUCCACAGCGGUAUCCUGGUGACAGACCUGGGCCACGCCACAAGCAGCCAGCCUGCCCCUGUCUCCCGGCUCUUCUCUGCAAGUGCAGUGCAAGACUCCCUGGUGAAGGGCGAGCAGGUCCCACUGCUCGGGGCCAGUCCCCAGGUCGCUGCCGUGGGUUCCAGUCGUGAUGGUCCGAACUCAGGGCAGGCCUCUCCGUGUGCUUCAGAACACAGCCCCAGCCCUCAGUCUCCCCAGAACAACUGCUCAGGGAAAUACUCGGCAGAUCCCAAAAAUGUGGCUGUGUUAAAGAAUCGGCAGAUGAAGCACAUUUCAGCCGAGCAGAAGAGGCGCUUCAACAUCAAGAUGGGCUUUGACACCCUGAACAGUUUGAUCUCUAACAGCUCCAAACUGACCAGCCACGCUAUCACGCUGCAGAAGACAGUGGAGUACAUCACCAAGCUGCAGCAGGAGCGCAGCCAGAUGCAAGAGGAAGCUCGGCGGCUGCGGGACGAGAUUGAGGAGCUCAAUGCCACCAUCAUCUCCUGCCAGCAGCUGCUCCCUGCCACAGGGGUCCCCGUCACCCGGCGCCAGUUUGAUCACAUGACAGACAUGUUUGACGAAUAUGUAAAGAGUCGGACCCUGCAGAAUUGGAAGUUCUGGAUUUUCAGUAUCAUCAUCAAGCCGCUGUUCGAGUCCUUCAAGGGGAUGGUGUCCACCAGCAGCCUGGAAGAACUGCACCGGACAGUGCUGUCCUGGUUGGACCAACGCUGCUCCCUGCCUGUCCUCAGGCCAACUGUGCUGAACACCCUCCGGCACCUGAGCACCACCACCUCCAUUCUCACAGACCCAUCCCAGCUGCCGGAGCAGGCGGCAGAGGCUGUCACCAGGAUUGGCAAGAGAUCGGGGGAGUCUUAGCAGCGCUUAGUGGGCAUGUGCCAUACAAGAUGCCAGAAGACCCUUCCCUGCCUGUGAGAGGAGGCUGUACCCCGCGCCUCUCCUGACUCAGAGCCUUGGGGCCUCCCUCCAACUCUGUUGGCCCACUGGGCUGCUCAAAUGCCCUCUCAGGUCUGAAGCAGGUUCAGGUCCUGCCAACAGCAAUAGCCCAUCUUUGGGAACCCCUUGCUGUAACUCACUCAGCGACCUCAGUCACAAUCUCCACUGCCCUCGGGGCAGCCCAGACAGGAACGCACAGUUCCAGUCCUGUCCUGCUGGCCUUAGGGGCCCACGGAAGUAGCUGGGACACAGAGGCAACGCCUGCGCCUGGAAUUAGAGAACUUACAGGUCCCUGCCCAUCCCUGUCUGUCGCAUCCUGGGCGGUUAUUUCCUCUGAAUGGUUCCCUGCCUGCUCUGGCCCGCCCCUGGGGCAGCUGGAAGCACCUUCCUUCCUUCCCCAGACUCUGAGCUGUAGACAGACUUGGACAGCUGCUCAGGCUUACGCACCAUCAGCUGCCUGGGGAACCCCGGGACUCAAGUGUGUGAAAGCAAAGGUACACGGACAAGAAGGAAAGCAGGAACAUGCAAAGCUGCUGUUCCGGCUCGAGACCCUCCCGGGCAGCGUCUGACCUGUUUUGAUUUAGCUCCAUGUGCCAUGGCGGGCAGCAUCCCCAGAGUCACUGACUGGAGAACUGUGGUGGGGACUCGGCCCAGGGCCUCGGCAGAUGUCAGCUCACAGAGUGGCCCUUCCACACCAUUCUUGACUUGUUUCCAUGCUCAGCUCGGACGGGCCAGCAGUGCCUGAUGGACAGGCGUGGCCCUUGCAGUGUGGCGUUCAAAAAGCCAGACUCCAUGGCGCUCCCACCAGCCUGGUCAUCUUUUCUGUUCUGUUCACCUGGGAGCCUCAAACCAUAACAGUUCUCGGACCAAAUGUCACCAUGCCCAAAAGCUGUCCUGUCCUGUGUCUGGAGGAAGAAAUUGAAUGUUGACAGGCAGAAGUCGGAGGUGGCCAGCCUCAGCUGUCUCCAGGUGUCGCCCAGAUCAGACAGUGAAGAGCUGCACUGAGUCGACGAGGUGGAGGAUACCUGGGGACACUGGGUUGUUCCCGAGUGUGGGAAUUGCAGCGGGGAGGGCCCGGAGGAAGGCGUGGCAGGAGGGUGAUCCAGGCCAGUCCUCGCUGUAUCUGCCAGAGCAGCAAGCAGGUGAAGGGCGCGCCAACACUCAGGAAGCCCCGCCAGGGCCCCUCCUCAUUGAAAGAAUGUACUUUUAUCAUCCUGCUGUGAAGUUCCGAGGGCCAGCUGACUCCUCUGUCCCCGCCCAAGAUGGAGACGGCAGUGCUGGGCAGGCCUGGAGGCCUGGGUGGGCUUUGAGGGGGCUCGGGAGCCAUGUGAGGGGGGACCACGGCUACCUCCUGAAGUUCUGAUCCAUUUGGAAGCUCCCCUGGUUCCUGGAGGCCCGAGGAAGGUACUCAGAGAGCAACCAGCCCCUCCUCAGCCUUGGGUGAUGGAGGCUGGAUGGGGGUUCGCUCCCUGUUGCCGUCUGCGCCACCACCUCUGCCGCAGGUCACUGACCCAUCGCCUGCUCCCUGGUCUGUGCUUCAAGCUUGUGGGGCCACCCCCUCAGCCUCCCCAGAAAACGUGUUUACAGUCCUUCUGGUCUCCCUUUCCUGAGGGGCAGGCACAGGACGAGGCUGGGCUGGUUCUUCAUUUCCACUGGGAAUGUAAGAGCACCAUCUUUACCCUUCAAAAGGGGAAGACCAUGUCAUGACUGGGGUCAAAGGGAAAAGAAAACACGAAACGUUCGCAGCUGUGAGGGCUUGUGGAGGGUUGUGCCCCCCCCAGAUCUGUGCCUUCCUAAACCACGCAGGUGGCGACAGCGCUGGCCCAGCCUGGGCCUCUCCUAAACCAGUAGCUUUCUCCCCACCCCUUGCUGGGAGUCCUCCUUUUUAAAAUGCCCCGGGAUGUAACAUUGGCCUCUUGUGUCUUUGGCCUACCUCUUCCCCUCUCUCCCUCUUGCUGACUUAAUGUUCAGGUUCUGUUUUGUAGGUAUUUAAGGCUGUUGGGUGGUGUGUGACUUUGAAGUGUGUGUGUGUGUGUGUGUGUGUGUGUGUGUGUCUCGCAUGUUUUGUUCUGAGUGAUUACUUAAAUCUUCUCUUGGUGCUCGCAGUUACCGCGGCUACAGGGCCACAGAGCUGCUUCUCUCGCUGCAGACACGGUUGUUUCCUGUUCGAGGGGUUUUCUUGUUUUGGAGUCUUGCCUGAUGAGCCCGGCCAGUCACAAGGGCCUUUUGGCCUCUAUCCUGGGGUCCCCUGCCAGGGCAUGGGGAAACCGAGGCAGUCUGCUGGCCGCCUCCAUUGGGUGCUGACUGUGGGGCUGUGGUUUGUUUACACUUGUUUUCACUCCCGCUCUGUCCCAACUCCCAUAAAAGAAACUUAAAAAUGCUGACACUUUGGAGGAUGAGAAUCAUUUUGAAAAGGAAAAAAAUCCUGUCUGGCACGUAAACUUCUGCAAGUGUUUCUGUGAAAUCUUUCUGUGCCAUCACUGCUUCUUGCUCUUUCACAAUGAGUGGAGGGUGCAGGGACAGAGCAGGGGCCACUGUGGGGCUUUCUGAAAGCAGAAAGGCCUGUCCCUCCUGUCUCCGGUGGGUCACGCACCAGCUGCCACCCCUCAGGGGGUCCCCAACCCUGUGGCAGACCUGCAGCUUGGCAGAGGUUUUCUGGGGGUGGGGCAGAGAAACGCCCAGCAUGCCCUGUUCCUGGGACUCUGUGGGAGGAGGGGUGUUCACUGGUCACCUGCGUGUCCUUGGGCACCCAACUUUCUCCAAUUCCUGUCCUUGUGACCUGACUCCACUUUCUCUUUUCAGAGGUCAGGUCUGAAGGGGUUUUUCUGUGGCCAAUAGAAAUAUAAACUUAGAUUCUCAGGGGACAUGGGACCCCAGGGUGGUGCCAAACCCCUUAGUGCCACCCCAGGUGAAGGGGUGUGGUAGUGGGAGACAUCGUUGCCUGAUCCUGGCACACCCGCCUCCAGAAGGGGUCACACACUCCUGUCUCCAUGUGCAGCCCUGGCUAGCUCCACCCCGGCUUCCUCUGGCUGGGCUUCCCACCUAGACGAGUCCUGGGGUGGCAGGGUGGUGGUUUUCAAGAUCAGACGUUUACUGUCUGGCUGAACAAGAACUCGGAGUGGAGCAGGGCUGUCCUCUGAGUCUGCGUGGCCGGCAGACACUCGGUGUGCAGGGGUGGGUGCUGUGGACCAGGCCCUGCGCCACCUGGCCCUGCUCAGUUCAGUUCUUUUUAUUUUUUAUUUUUUUAAUAUAUAUUGAUUUCAGA